UGCUUACUAUGGAAGUUUUAGGGACAUUUCCUGGCGUGAGUACCAACUUGAUUGCCAUUCCUCUGUGUCCCUUGUUCUUUCCCUGUCCCCAGGAUGUUGAUUGUGGGAGCAAAAGUUCUGAUUUUGACCCUGUUGAUGAUGAAUUUCCUAGAGGCUACAGUAAGAGAUAGUGAAGACAACUUCAUGGAGCAAACGAAGGCGGAGUGUCACUUUGUCAAUGGGACUGAGCACGUGCAGUUUGUGGGGAGACUCAUAUACAACCGCGAGGAGAUCCUCCGCUUUGACAGCGAAGUGGGGAAGUUCGUGGCUUUGACCGAGCUGGGACGGCCCAUUGAGGAGCUAAUGAACAGUCAACUGGAGGCUCUGGAGCAAGCGCGGGCCCAGGUGGCCAUGUGCAGAAACAACUAUAUCCUGUGGGAAUCCUUGUGGAAUCGGAGGAGAGUUGAGCCUGAAGUAACUGUGUAUUCAUCAAAGAUAACUCCCCUAGGAUACCCAAACCAGCUUAUCUGUUUUAUUACUGGUUUUUAUCCUGGGGACAUUGAGGUCAGAUGGUUCCUGAAUGGUCAAGAGAAGACAGCUGGGGUUUUGUCCACAGGCCUGAUUAACAAUGGAGACUGGACCUUUCAGACUCUGGUUAUGCUGGAAAUGAUCCCCAAGCCUGGAGAUGUCUACACUUGCCAAGUGGAGCACUCCAGCCUUCAGAACCCUGUCAUUGGAGUUUGGGAAGCACAGUAUGGAUCUGCCCAGAAAAAGAUGCUGAGUGGAGUUGGGGGCCUUGUACUAGGGCUGAUUUUCCUUGGGGUUGGCCUUGCUGUUUAUCUUAAAAGUCAAAAAGGUUUUGAAGCUAAGUAAAAUCUUGCACUCUGAGGAGGAAAAAAUGCAGCUGCUUAUGAGCUCAGGGUCAUGUAAGUGACUCAUCACUGUCUUCUAAUGAUUUUCAUCUGACCAUUGAGGUCUUCUGGCUCCCAAAGCUUGGAUUCUCUUAGCAUCUCUCUGAAACAUGAAAGCUACCUGCCUGUAUCCAAGAAAUCCUUCCCUGUUUCAGCCUGGAUUCUCCAUAUACUGCCUCUCACAGUAUACCUCCUAUUGGGUUUGACCAGAUGCCCACACAGGGUUUUAGCUGGUGAGAAGGAGGUCUGUCUGUCUUUUACCCUUAUAGAUUCACAUGGUAUUGCAUGCAUAUGCUGCUCUUUAUUAUCUCUUGAGUCUUUUCUACAGUAGAUCAGAAAGGAGAAAAUCCCCUGGUGUUGGGCAACAAGGAAAGUGCAGAAAUGAAGAGAGGGAUUACCAUGCAUCAUGCAUGAGGGUUAAUUCCUCCAAAGGUGGAGAUCACAUACAAACCUUCCAAGCCUUUUCAUCCUAUGUGACUUUUGUGUAUAUCUUCAAAGUAAUCGUUUAAAGAGGUCUGCCCAGUGCAGAUCUAACAUCUUAAUGACAAAUAGCUUGACAUUAUGUUCAUGGUACUGAAUCACAUAGACUGUCCAUUGGUUAUCCCUCACAGUCACUACAUGAGAGUCUUACUAGUUUGGUUUUUGGUCACACAUGUCUAAUGAUAUCCUUUAUUCUCUCCCUCAGUUCUUUAAUAUGCUACAACCUACGUACACACAACUCACACACAAGCCCAUGAUGUUCCUUCCUCAAUAUCACAAAUUAUUCACAUAAAAAUUUAUUUCUACACUUUGUUUUUGCUCCUUUUUAUUGAUAUUACUAGAAAUAUUUGAUAAUCAAUUUCAUUUCUGUUCUUUGCUAACAAAAAAUAUAUUACUAGAAAUAUUUUGAUAUCUUUCUGUUUGUGGUCUGUUUUUGGUGUAUGUAUCCAUCAGGGGAUUAAAAAACAUAAAAAAUUAGCUAUUAUUUUUGUUCAAAUUGUUUUCCACAAUGGAGAGAUGAAUUCACAGCUCCAUUAAGAAUGGUGCCAAUGUGGCUGUCAUCUGUAGUCCAAAUAACAUCAACCAUUUCUAUCUUUGGUCAUAUUUCUUAAGUUUGUGAGUGUGAGAUGAAAUCUGAAAUAAAUCUGAUUCUUAGUUAGCUGAAACAAUCAAUUGUGUUUGUUAAUGGCUUGAUAUUAUUUGGAAAAAUUUAAUCAGAUCUUUUGACCAGUUGUCUAUUGGAUUUUAGUCUUGGCCUUUUAUAUUUGUUUGAAUUGCCUCUAAAUCUCAGAUAUCAUAGCUUUGUCAGAGAUAUCUGCUACAGAAUUUUACCUAAUUUACAAUUCUUUUUAUUCUAGCCAAUUGAUAUUUUAUAUCAAUUUUAUGUAUUAUAAAUUGCUUUGGUUAUUUUUAAUAAUGUCUUCUAAUACUUAUUUGGUCAACUUAUUGGUUAUCUGGCCUUAGCCAUAGUUGUGAAUAAAGCAGCUCCAUAAUCAUGUGGAACAACUUUGGCAGAAAAAUAUGUCUUUUAUUAGUGACCAUGAAUGAAUCCUUUUCUUCUUUCCUUCCAUGUAAGAAGGUACUUAUAAAAUUAUGCAUAUUUGUUGAUCCAGCAGUAUCCCUAUUAUGUAUGUAUUCCCAAGAGAUCAUAAAGAAGGGAAAGAAACCCACACGUACAAAAAUAUUUAUAGCAGUUAUCUUUAUG
Molecule: messenger RNA, 2574 nt
Organism: Sarcophilus harrisii (Tasmanian devil)
Lineage: Eukaryota; Metazoa; Chordata; Mammalia; Dasyuromorphia; Dasyuridae
Product: H-2 class II histocompatibility antigen, E-D beta chain
Exons: 5
Coding region: 94-852 (252 amino acids)
Biological process (GO): immunoglobulin production involved in immunoglobulin-mediated immune response; peptide antigen assembly with MHC class II protein complex; antigen processing and presentation of exogenous peptide antigen via MHC class II
Cellular component (GO): membrane; MHC class II protein complex
Molecular function (GO): MHC class II protein complex binding
Source: RefSeq, a predicted model, not a curated record